AUGUUAUCUGAUAGUAUAAAUAAUGGGCAUACCAAUGGACAACAAGAUGUUAAUAAUGUAGAGAGAACAUUUGAAAAGACACACCAGCAUACGAAUGGUAACAAUAAUAGUAAUGACGUAACGUCCCCUACAAGUCAUUAUAUUAAUAUGUUACUAGGUGAUACUAAAUUAAAUUCACCAUCCGGUGAUCCAAGGUACUUACAAUUGGAAAGCUCUUAUACUUCAGGGUUUCAUUUAAGAGACGAAGUAGAUAAGUUUGAUUUCGAUAAUAGUUUGAAGAAUUCGGUGAAUAAUCCUGGUAAUGUUUCAAUUGAUAAUAUAUUAGGGUAUUCUUCGAGUGAUGAGCUUACCGAAGAAAAUGGCGUAGAGGUCGAAAUGGACGGGUAUGACUCUUUCGAUGAAGUUUAUGAUGAAAUUGAUGAUUUAAUGGUCACCAUAGAUGAAGUUAAGGGACAAUUUGUUCAAUGGAUGGAUAACAUAGAUAAUACACUAUCAGAUAACCCUGAAUACCAACAACAACAAGACUACAGUGGUGAUGACGUACCUAGAGUAAUUAAAACUAAUGAGACUGUCAAGUUUUUGAAUACGAUUACUGAUAUUCGAGAUAUUGUUAUCAACGAAGACAACGACAACCCUGAAGAUGCUAAAGUUCAACAGUUGAAGCAAUAUGGGAUAGUUGAUAUCAGAGAAACGAGUAUUGGAUUGAAAGAUCCUAAAGUGACGAAUGAUCCAUGUUCUAAAUUAAAUAAUUAUGGUGUGAUUUUAAUGAGAUGGCCUGAAUCUAUUGCCCAAUUAUGGGAUGAGUAUAAUAAAAUACCAAGUGAAUGGUCUCAGGAAUAUUUAAUGUCAUUCUUAGUGAAUGUUCGUAAGAUUAAUGAAAUGGAACAUUGUAAUAUUGAUAUGGAAUUAACAUUGAUGAGAGAGAGUUCAAUUAGAGAAUUGGAAUCCAAAUUCAGUUCUGGAUGGAGAAACGAGGAUAAAAAUUUCUCAAGACAAAUUAAUAGGCGUAAGAAGAUAUGGAAUGCUAUUGAAGAUGGAAUAGCAGAUGGGAUUGAUGUAACAGACUGUAUAAAAGUCCUGACACAAUAUGUUGAAGAGACAAAUAAAGGCUUGAGUCUGUAUUACAAAGGAGUUCCUUUUAAAAUUAUUGAUAGAUUACAUAAGAUUAAAUAG
Messenger RNA from Maudiozyma barnettii, 1173 nucleotides. RefSeq lists its product as uncharacterized. The transcript has a single exon. NCBI's taxonomy places the organism in Eukaryota, Fungi, Ascomycota, Saccharomycetes, Saccharomycetales, Saccharomycetaceae. The record is from RefSeq and is a predicted model, not a curated record. Bases 1 to 1173 code for a protein of 390 amino acids.